Williopsis jadinii is the source of this 1496-nucleotide messenger RNA. RefSeq names its product triglyceride lipase (gene TGL2). NCBI's taxonomy places the organism in Eukaryota, Fungi, Ascomycota, Saccharomycetes, Phaffomycetales, Wickerhamomycetaceae. The transcript has a single exon. The record is from RefSeq and is a predicted model, not a curated record. Gene Ontology annotation, molecular function: triacylglycerol lipase activity. Bases 153 to 1370 code for a protein of 405 amino acids.
GCUGGUUAUAUUCCACAGUAUCAGCUGAAGGGAGAGUUGUAGGCAUUCAUACUCACUUCACAGUCACUAGCUACGAUACACAUAGUCCUUGAUCAGAGAGCUGUCCUCUAGACUGUGCUAGAUAGGUGUUGUCGGCAAGAGAAGCGUUCGUAAUGCCGUCUCCGACCAGCUUCUAUCGGUAUAUGAUGCUUAUGACGUCUGGGUUCAUCGCCACGGCCGGAUAUACGAGAUCGACGGUGCUCCUGGAGUCGUCGAGAGGAUGCGAUAAGGAUGAUGGAGACAACAGCGACGAUGCGUCCACGGAAGACACGCUGAGGGUGUUGAGACAGUGGUUCCAGUGGUCGAAAGUUGCUCACACGACCGACGCCGAGGUGCUAAUCAAGGAACAAAAUUCGAACAAUGGGCCUUUAAUCAACGAGCUCAGGCUGAAGGAGAAGUACGCUGCGCCAAAGUACCCCGUUGUGCUCUGCCAUGGGCUUUCAGGCUUCGAUAAGCUGAUGGUUAUACCUUCUCCUGCCUAUCUAAUAGGCCUUAGCAAGCAUAAUCCCUCUGCAAGAAGAGACUUUAUAGUUGCUGACAGGGACGGAGUUGCGCUGGAAUAUUGGUAUGGGAUCAAGGAGGCCUUGGAGUCCAAGGGAACAACUGUGAUGGUUGCGAAGGUGCCUGGCUUUGGAAGCAUCGAGGAGAGGGCCUCCAUCUUGAACGACUUCAUCACCAAAGAAGUGGAAAGAUUGAGACACAGGCCUAAGGAUGACAUCUAUAAUGCUCAAAAUCAAAGUGAGCAAACGUUCAAGCAAAAAGGUGAGAAGAUGAAGAUCAACCUGGUGGCUCACUCAAUGGGUGGGUUGGAUGCUCGUUACCUCAUCUCCGAGUUGGAGAAUGCAAACUAUGAAGUGGUCAGCCUGACUACAGUAACAACACCUCAUAGAGGCUCAGAGAUGGCUGACUACGUAUUGGACUUAUCCGAGAAACUUCCCAACAGGGUCCAGAUACCAUUGCCACCAAGUUUCAAGCAGUUGACGACUGAACAUAUGAAGAGGUUCAACCAGCAAGUUAAAGACGACCCCAAAGUUCACUACUUCAGUUACGGUGCAGAGUUCAACCCUGCUUGGUACAACAUCUUCUACGCAAGCUGGAGUAUAAUAAACUCCAGAGCUGGUCCUAACGAUGGAAUGGUGAGUGUAGAAUCGUCUAAAUGGGGCAGCUAUCUAGGUACUCUGAUGAACGUUGACCAUCUGGAUCUCAUCAACUGGACAAAUGGGUUUAAACAGAUUAUGAGUUCAUUAACACCAGGUACAAGAGGCCCUCAGAUCGAUAGUGUUGCCUUGUACCUGGAAAUCGCAGACAACCUUGCCAAAAGAGGCCUCUAGAGGCUUCACAACAGCUUACAUGAGAAUACAAAAUAGACUUACACCUGAUUAUAAAUACGUUAUAUACCAUGGUUAUUAUAUUCUUUAGAAUAACAAUCCAUUGACGAUAGAGUCGUAGUCCCGUGA